AUGUUAAUCAAAACUUUCGGACUUAUUUUAUUGUUCUCAUCGUCUCAAUCCGAAAGCCUUUUUAGGCCAAACUUACCUCUGGGCGAAUAUCGCCUGGUGAUUGAUAAAGUAUAUCCGUGUGAAACAACAAAAAACCAUCCGAUUCAAUUUAAUUGGUAUUUUAGUAAAAAGACAUCAAGUAUAACAGAGUACAAAGGCAAUACAACACUUUUGAUACCUUUCGAUGAUACUCUUACAAUCGAUUAUAACUUUGCGUCUUGGGGCUCAACUGGUGGAUGGGUGCCAAAUGCAUUAAUUAUCAAGACAAAAAAGGCAUGCAGUAAUGUAAAACAUCUCUUUGGAAAUGCGUGGCUUACCAUGAUAGAGGGUUUCAACGUUCCAACUAAUAAAUGUCCAAUUCCAGUGGGCAUAUAUAUUACGUCAGGGAUCGAUAAGAAGAAAUUUGAAGAUAUGAACUUUCCCAAAGUAUAUUUUUAUGGAAAAUAUAAGGUUGUGCUACGCUAUAAAAAUUUGAAUAAUGAAGUAGUUGGCUGUGCUGUUACUGAGUUUAGUCUUAUACGACCAUGGGAAACACCAAUUUGAUUACACUAUAUAUAAUUAUAAUUAAAUAUGUUAUUGACUUAUCAUAAAGAUUACCUAUGUAAUAAAUAUUUUUAAC
This is a messenger RNA of Acyrthosiphon pisum (pea aphid), 658 nucleotides long. RefSeq lists its product as uncharacterized. The transcript has 4 exons. NCBI's taxonomy places the organism in Eukaryota, Metazoa, Arthropoda, Insecta, Hemiptera, Aphididae. The record is from RefSeq and is a predicted model, not a curated record. Bases 1 to 582 code for a protein of 193 amino acids.